AUGGUCUCCGGCAGCAAACGCGCGAUCCACGAGGUCAGCGGCGACGUCGUCGCGGAUGACGAUGUUCCUCUGCUGCACCGCAUUCGCAAUAUGUGGCAGUUCGCCAACCUCUGCCAAUGGAUCUACCUUUUCGGUAAGGUCGUUAAGUUGGACGACCGGCUCGAUACCGAAGAAAUCGAAGCCGAAUGUCUGAAGCCCAACUCGCUCGUGCUUCAAGAAAUUGGACUGGCUCUUCUCAAGAACGUUUCAUCUCAUCGUGGUCUUACCCAUGAGAUCUUUGACGAGUACACAAGGAGGCAGUACAUGGCUAAGGCUCCCGAGAAGAACCCCUUUGGGGCACAGGAAACACCGGCCAAGUUCGCAGAAUUUGAUGCGUUGACAAAGAUUCGAGUACUGCAACAACUCACACAAUGGGUGAUGCGCCAUCCUGAUCGGUUACGAGACAAGAUGGGAGAGCCCAAAGACGUUGAACAGACCAACUGGAGAAUCGAGCCAAUUGGCUGGGAUGCUGACGACAGGACCUACUACGUGCUCGAUGACAAUAGAGUCUACCGGAUGACUGACGCGCCACCACCAACACCGCCCAAGAAGAGAACGAAGGCCGCAAGACAAGGUCGUAGGGCCAGCAAGAGACGCAGGACCAAUACAAGCGUGGAGGCCGAGGACACAGAUGACCCUAUUGAACCGCCGAAAAGAGUAUCAGAAGGACUAGGUCGCCAGGAUGAAGACUUUGGAGGCAUGCUGUGGGAAUGCGUCGCGAUCACGCUCGACGACGUACGUGGACUGAUUGCUUCUUUCGCCAAGACUCGAGACGAGAAUGAAAAGGUGCUCAAGUCUCAACUGGAAGAGCAUCUUCUUCCCAUUCUUGAGAAGCAGGAAGAAUCGAGGAAACGCAAGGCUCUCCAGCGGGAAAGGGAGCUCAUCAACUUAUCGAAGAUGGUCAAUGCGAAGCGGUCAAGCCGCCUCGCCAAUAAACACGAACAGCAGCUCGCCGAAGAGCAAGCCCGCGAAGAGGAACAGCGUCGAGCGGUAGAAGAAGCCGCUGCUCGGAAAGCGGAGCUGAAGCAAAUGAAACUGGAGGCGGAACGCAACAGGCGACUGGCUUCCCGGGAGAAUCGCCUCAAAGACCGCGAAGCACGUCGUCUCAAGCACGAAGAUGAGCUCUCCAACCUCUCGGAGGAUAGCCGCAGUGCUAGUCAAGGACCUGGCAGGUUGUCUGACCGGCAAAGACACGCGGAGAUUUUGAGGACGAAGCAAGCCCUCCAGAAACUUGAUGACGAGGAUGAGGGGGACGACUGGAUCUUUGAUUGUGUCUGUGGAGUGUAUGGACAAGUGGACGAUGGCACUCAUAGCAUUGCAUGUGAACAGUGCAAUGUUUGGCAACAUAGCAAAUGCGUGGGAGUGCGAGAAGACGAAGCCGAAGAGUCUGACUUUCACUUUAUUUGCUCGUCCUGCCGACGGGCGAAAGACGAUGACCCACAAGCGAGAACCAUCAUCCGGCUCAAGAUCAACCGCCCACACACCGACGCGCCUCUCGAUGCCGCACCGGACUUCGAACAGCCCUCGAGUGGAGCCGCAGAGAAGACGAAGCCUGCUGUCGACCUGUUUGACAGCAAGGCUAAACUCGGGGCCGGAGCAGUCACGGAUAAAGACCUAGACGAAUCGAAGACACCUUCUGAUCUCGAGGCACCCGUUCACGUUGAGCCCAAGCCAGUACCUGUCACCCCGGGCAUGACGAGAUCAGACGGCCAUCCGGCGACGAGCUUCCCACCGCUCAGCCAUGCAUCAGUAAACGAAACCCCAAGGUUACGGGGCUCGACAAGUCCGGUGCGACCGGCUGAUGGCCUGUCUUCACCCAUUUCUCGGAGCAUACUGGCGACCCCGAUUCUCAGCCAGGAAGGCAAACGUGUAGAGGCGGCCCAUGCCUCAACGCUGCCCUCAACUGAAUCCGGCUUCUCUCCGACUAAACAAUCACCUGCCCCACUACCACGACCCCGAUCAGCCUCCUCCAAAACCAGCAGCGUGCCUGCCGUAUUUCCACCCACAAUGACACUGGCACCAUCCCCCCAGCAGCCAAUCCUUACGCCCCCUGAAAAACAAGCGGAACCUGCUCGACCACAACCUUCCGAUAUUUUUCGAGCCUCGUGA
Molecule: messenger RNA, 2148 nt
Organism: Verticillium dahliae VdLs.17
Lineage: Eukaryota; Fungi; Ascomycota; Sordariomycetes; Glomerellales; Plectosphaerellaceae
Exons: 5
Coding region: 1-2148 (715 amino acids)
Biological process (GO): regulation of DNA-templated transcription
Cellular component (GO): RSF complex
Source: RefSeq, a predicted model, not a curated record